AUGCUCGAGUGCUGUGUACAAUCCGUCCUGGACGGCUCCUGCCAAACCGCCGACGCCGACGCCGACGCCGACGCCGACGCGCCCUUGCCGGCGUCCAAGCCCGCGCCCGCGCCGCCGCUUGCGGCCGCACCCGACUCCGGCGGCGUGGCGCCGCAAUUGGAGGUUCCCGCGGCGCUCGAGGCGCUGCUCUGCGUGAACGACAACCAUGCCUUCGGCGGCGACGGCAGCAUCGAGAGCGCGAUAGCGGCAGCCUGGCCGCUCGACGGGUGCGCCGUCGCCGGCGGGGACCUGGAGGCCGGCCAGGCGGCGGGCCACAUGGCAGCGCUGCUGCCGGCCAUGAUGCCGAUGUUUGCAAAAAUAGGGCCCGCCGACAGCGGCAGCGGCGACGGCGGCAGCGGCGGGGUGCGGGAGGCAGGGUUUAUGAGCGUGGAGGCGGUGCGGGCGCGCAUGAUGGAGGGCAUCCACUUAAUGCCCUCCUUGGAGGAGCCAAGGCCGCCUCCUAGGCCGGACAGCAGCCCCCUAGCUGUGUUCAAGGACAGCACCCCCAUCGCCUUCGGCGCGGCCCCCACCGUCAGCGCCCCCCUCAGCACGAGCCUCAAACGCCGGCGCCGCGACGCCAGCGCUGCGGAGGCGGCGGGGCCCUCGGAGCCCCUCCCCGACGAUGACGUCAUCACCGCCGCCUGCUGCCGCGUGCGCAAGCUGUCGUCGCUGAGGGCGUCGCUGCUUCACGCCGACGGCGCGCUGGUGGCCGCGUCGCACGCGACCGGGUGGGAGCUGCGGGACCCCGGGGUUGCCUCGCUGCGGCUGCAACCAGACGGAGCCGAGGCAGGCGUUACCGAUUUCCGCACGGGUCUGUACGAGCCCGCAACCCACGUCGCCGCAGAUGCGGCCAACGGGCUCGUGUGGUGCGCCGGCGAUGGCGGAGAUCGCAUCAAGGCGUUCUCGGCGCCAGCCGGCGGGGGCGGCGGGCACGUUGGCAGGUACUGGUGGGAAGGGUCGGUGCUGCAGUAUACCCUCUGGUCUGGCGGCGAGGGGGCGGCGGGCGGCCACGCGGGGCUGCACGUCUGGGGCACGCGCGUGUUGGCGAUCAAGGGCGGUGGCGCGCUGCUCAGCUGGGAGCUCGCCGGCCUGCCGCUACAGGAGGAGGAGCGGCUGCCAAAGUACUUGCACGAGGGCGAUCUCAUUCUCCUAUACGAUGACGAGGACGGGGACGAGGAUGAUGACGAGGACGAGCUGUACCAUGGGGACCUCAGAUCCUGCGAAGUCGAAGGUCUCGACGCCCUCGAGGCGUCCAAGGGCGUCCGGCCGCACGCAAUGUGCCGCCUGCAGCUGCCGCCGCCAAGAUGCUCGCUGGCGCUCGCCGGGGACGACACGUCCGGCCCGAUCGACAUGACGUGCAUCCUGGCAGACGGCGGCGGCGGGGGCGCGCCGCGGCUGGCGGCGGCGCUCGGGUCUUACGUGAUCGCGAUUUACGAUCUCGAGACGCAGCGCGCGCAGCGGCUGCUCUGCGGGCACCGGUACGAUGUCACUGCGCUCGCGCCCGCACCGGACACGUGGCGCGCGCCGCACCUCUUCGCGAGCGCUGCGCGCUCGGGGGACGUGAAGGUAUGGGACGUGCGCGACAGCGCCCGCAGCGGCGCGGCAGCGCUGACGAUUUUGCCGGGCGGCUCGAACCCCUUGUACGGCGUCGCGCUCGCGGCCGCGCCGGCGGGCUCGGGGCUCGGCGGCGGCGCGAUGGUGUGCUUCGCGGGCGGAGAGGGGGAGGCGGUGUGGGCGUUCGACCUGCGCGGCGGGCGGGGCAGGGCGCUGUAUGAGCUGUCAACGGGGAAUCAGGUGGUGCAGUCGCUGGCAUGGGCGGAGGGCGCGGCCACGCUGGUGGCCGCCUGCGAGGUCCGUGGGGAGGACAGGGAUGAAGGGUGCGACCGCGAGGACUACCAGAGAGUGCAGCGCCGCCCAGACGGGACUGUCGGCUACUUCGACGCCUUCGGGGGCGGCGGCGGCGGUGCUCAUGUGGAGGACGAGGACAACGGCUUUGACGACGAGAUGUUCGGGGACGACGAGGCGCUCUGGUGGCCAAAAGGGGCGAAGCACGAGCCGGGGGCGUUCAAGAAAUUCUUCAACGUCAUGAGCUCGUGUGUGCUGGGAUACGACUUUGGGACGGGCAGGGAUGGCGCUCGGGGCUGA
This is a messenger RNA of Monoraphidium neglectum, 2184 nucleotides long. RefSeq lists its product as hypothetical. Gene Ontology annotation, molecular function: protein binding. The record is from RefSeq and is a predicted model, not a curated record. The coding region runs from base 1 to 2184 and encodes 727 amino acids. The transcript has 6 exons. NCBI's taxonomy places the organism in Eukaryota, Viridiplantae, Chlorophyta, Chlorophyceae, Sphaeropleales, Selenastraceae.